AUGGAUGAGCCCCAGAAGGAACCCAACCAAUGUCAGGAGGGACAGCCCCGCAAGGUGAGGUUCAAAAUAUCCUCCUCUUACAGCGGCCGAGUGCUCAAACAAGUGUUUGAGGAUGGGCAGGAGCUGGAGCUCCCGACCGAGGAGCACUCGCGGCGCUUCCCGCGCAACAGCUUCGAGCCCGAGGACAAUUACUGUGGGCUCGAGGAAGAGCCAGACAACAGGUUCUACUGGCCCACGGCGCUGACUGCCCGGCGGAUCAGCAUCCUGCGGGAGGACCAGACCCACAGCCUCUCGGGGAUCUCAUCCCUGCUCAGCGAUUGCCUGCCUGGCACCAGCCACUGCGGGUCUGCUCCAGUUAUAGAUUUUGGCAAGAUCAUCAUCUACACUAAUAACCUGAAAAUCGUCCGUGCACCAAUGGACCAGAAAGAGCUCAUGAGAAGAAUCAUCCAGACUGAUGGAGUGAACGACUGGACCUUCAUGUACCAGGAGAGGAAAGAAAGGCUGGAGGGUGGACCUACAGAUGUGGGAAAAAAGAUCAUCUGCAACCAGUAUAUGCAGGACAGCGAUGCCUACGGUUGUUUGCAGUGCAAAGGUUCAGGCUCUGCUCCCUGCUCGCUGUGCCAUGGCAGCAAGUUCUCAAUGCUGGCCAACAGGUUCAAGGAGUCGUACCGGGCACUGCGCUGCCCGGCGUGCGACGAGAGUGGGCUGCAGCCCUGCCAG
This is a messenger RNA of Acanthisitta chloris (rifleman), 720 nucleotides long. It is a transcript of the gene GRXCR2, whose product is annotated as glutaredoxin, cysteine rich 2. Lineage: Eukaryota; Metazoa; Chordata; Aves; Passeriformes; Acanthisittidae. The record is from RefSeq and is a predicted model, not a curated record. Gene Ontology annotation, cellular component: stereocilium shaft; stereocilium base; microvillus. The annotation marks the transcript as partial. Gene Ontology annotation, biological process: sensory perception of sound. The transcript is spliced from 3 exons.